This is a messenger RNA of Odontomachus brunneus, 1510 nucleotides long. It is a transcript of the gene Mdh2, whose product is annotated as malate dehydrogenase, mitochondrial. NCBI's taxonomy places the organism in Eukaryota, Metazoa, Arthropoda, Insecta, Hymenoptera, Formicidae. Bases 181 to 1203 code for a protein of 340 amino acids. The transcript has 5 exons. Gene Ontology annotation, molecular function: L-malate dehydrogenase (NAD+) activity. The record is from RefSeq and is a predicted model, not a curated record. Gene Ontology annotation, cellular component: cytoplasm; mitochondrion. Gene Ontology annotation, biological process: tricarboxylic acid cycle; malate metabolic process.
AAGGCGCCACAGGCACAAACUGUUUGAAAUACACGGUGAUGGUGCUGGCAGCGGAGAGAAGAUCCGAGAAGGUCACGCGACUCUGUUCGAAGGUUAUCAGAAGUGUGACGUUUCCUCGCUCUGAGGAUCUUCUUGAUUGAUUAAAUCGACAUCGCUGCACGCCCGACACUACCAUCAAACAUGCUGCCGCGAUUUCUGAGGCCAACUCUAACCGCUGCUCAACAAGGAGCUAAGCGGCUGUCCACCAGUGCCAGAUGCGAUACCAAGGUUGCUGUAAUGGGAGCAAGUGGCGGCAUUGGCCAGCCACUGUCGUUGCUCCUCAAGCAAUCGCCCCUUGUUUCCGAAUUGUCACUGUACGAUAUCGUAAACACACCUGGCGUCGCAGCCGAUCUUUCACACAUCGAUACACCAGCAAAAGUUAAAGCUUACAACGGCCCAGAUCAGCUGAAGGAUUCUCUAAAAGGAGCUCAGGUUGUUAUCAUACCUGCUGGCGUCCCACGUAAACCAGGCAUGACUCGUGACGAUCUCUUUAAUACAAACGCUUCCAUUGUCCGGGAUCUCGUAGUCGCUAUGGCAGAGGUUGCGCCGAAGGCCUGCGUAGCAAUCAUUUCGAAUCCCGUUAAUAGCACAGUACCGAUCGCCAGCGAAGUGCUGCAGAAAGCAGGUGUCUACGACCCCAAUCGCGUCUUUGGAGUAACUACGUUGGAUAUUGUCAGAGCAAACACGUUCAUUGCGGAGGCAAAAAGCCUGAAUCCGCAGAAAACAUCCGUGCCGGUUAUUGGCGGGCACAGCGGCAUCACGAUUAUUCCACUGAUUUCGCAGUGUACACCAUCGGUUUCGUUCCCAGACGAUAAAUUGAAGGCGCUCACGGAGAGGAUCCAAGAGGCCGGUACUGAAGUCGUCAAGGCCAAAGCCGGCACUGGAUCCGCGACUUUGUCGAUGGCUUAUGCGGGCGCGCGAUUUGGUAUCUCGUUGAUCAGAGCGCUCAAUGGAGAGGCCGGUAUUGUCGAGUGCUGCUACGUUAGAUCGAACAUUACUGAUGCCAAAUACUUCUCCACGCCGGUGCUCUUGGGUAAAAACGGAUUGGAGAAGAACUUUGGCUAUGGUAAACUGAGUAGCUUCGAGCAGAAACUUUUGGACGCUGCUAUUCCUGAACUCAAGAAGAAUAUUCAAAAAGGAGAGGACUUCGUGAACAAGAAGUGAAAUGUUGGAUCUAAAUUAAACAAAUCGUGAGAUAUGCCGGAUUGCACAAGAAGGGAAUGCGAUCGGCCUUUGUUACUCAUCCUGUAAUUCAGUGACGAAUCGUCACUACGAUCGUAUCGAGAACCAAACAUUUUCUCAAUUACAGUGACCACGAAAAUCCCGCGAAUAUAUCUCGAUAUCUGAUAAUAUAUAUAUGUAUAUACGUAUGUAAAUGUUUAACUAGUUUGUUAAACUAUAAAUUGUAUUAUAAUACAAGGAUAAACUGCCAAGCGGAAAUAUAAGUAUAUAAAGUAGUGGGCAAAAGAAA